AUGUCCUUUUUUUCGCGAGUUUUCCGUAGCAGGGAUGCCAGUGGUUCCAAGAAACAGGGGAAGCAAAAUGGUGUUAGCCAGGAUAUUCCUCAAAAGCCGCAACAGAUCGACGCUUUCAUCCGUACGGAGGUAACUCCAGACGAAGUCCAAGAAUUGUUACAUGGAUGCACGGUCGAAUUAAAAUCAAGAGGACUUGAAAUUCCAUUCCUCCUUCUCCCAUUCCGCCCUAGUUCGGACCCAAGCUCAGCACGAACAUUCAUCCGACACUACUUCAGCCCUCCUCCUGAGCGGCCAGCUCCACUUCGGGGAGAACAUUUAAUCCAGGAGCUGCGGUUGACUGAGCCUAUGGUGCUCUGCAGUAUUAUAAAAUGGUGUUGGAGUCGAUUACCUGGGGGUGUCGUAACUUGGGAGGCAUACGAAUUGUUCAAAGUUGGAGAACAAGACUCCCAAUUUGCCCGCGACGCCUUUUCGACUUUCAUCCCAUUAAGUGUCGAAUCCGAUUCGCGGACGAAAAUUAUUUUCGACUUCUUCGACCUUAUGUCUGCUGUUGCGGCUCAUGGAAAAACUAACGGGUUUGGAGGCCGAAAACUGUCGCGAUAUGCUGGUUGGUGGGCUUUUGAGCACGUUGAUACUGGCAAUGGAUUUGAAUCAAGCUAUAAGAACUGGGCAAGUGCGGCCGAUGCGACGAGCCAUUUAUUCUUUGCCUACCUUCGUUCUCUUUCUCCUGACUCCCUUCGCGGAUCUAAUGGCAUUUCUGCGCUUCCGAUUUCGUUGCAAAGCCUUGUUCAAGCGACCGAGUACCCACCAGAAACCCCUGCCUUACUUCAGAUGGAAUCAACCAAGGUGGUAAUGAUCGUCGAGAAUGUUUCACCAACGCCGUUUGCAUUACUGCGACGUGCCAAGAAUUUCGAAUAUAGAGAUAGCGAUCAUGCUCUACAAAAAUUUUCUAAUUUCGAGGAUCCUGUCAAAGCACUUACUGACGAGUGCCGUAGAGUGUUGCGAUGUAUAUCCUCGACCAAUCAAUCCAAAAUCACCGCAUUAGAAGAGGGGCCAAUCCGUGAUGCAUCGUGGUCAAGAUUCGAAGAUCUAGGUUUCACUGCCUCUAUCGAAGAGGGAGAUGGUGAGGGCGAUGGGGACAGGACAAUGUCAAAGCAUACCGGACCACCGGGUCUGAGGUCAGCUCCUCAAUCUCGCACUGCCGAUCUUGGGCGACCGACCACACCAUCAUGGGCUGAUUUCCUCUCCUCUGGAUUUGCUGACGAAAACGAGCCAAGAAGCCGUCCCCCUUUCCUCCUUCCCCCCGACAAAGUCCUUCCUCCCAUUCAGACAGUACGAGGGCAAAGCUCGCAAUCACAUAAACGUUUGUUCGACGAGGAAUCAUCCUUUGAGCCCGGUUCACUUGCAAGCAUAACUACUAUGGACUUGGAUGCUUCGUUUUGGUGGGUCUGGAUCAGCAGUCUGUCAGGCGAGGAACCCACUCAGCGAAAAGCAGUUUUUGGGCGGUGCGCCCUGAUUGAAACGUCCGUCUCAGGAGGGAAAUGGUUUGUGCUUGAGGAGCAGGUCAAAGGAGCUGCUCCUGAACCGGAAGUUGGUGCAUAUAUCGCUAAAAAGAAAGGAUUCUUCGGUUUCAGGUCACGAAAGGGAAGACUAACACGACGCAGAUCUUCCGCGCAGAAGACUUCCGCUGUGGAAGAACCCUAUCAGCGAGCCCAUAGUACAACAGCAAUGAGCAAAACAAGCAUCGGCCCCGACCAGCAUGCCAGAAUCCAAGCUGCGGCUGCGGCUCUUCAGAGGAAGCACCGGGAACAGGAGCAAGAACAGGAGGAACUAUCCGAACGCCGCAACAAGUCAGAAGACUUGGGCCAUCAGAAGAACAACUCCGUGAUGUCCCUGCAGCCACUUGUUAUGACAGAGGUCUCACAGGCGAUGAAGUGGGCUAACAAUUACGAUAAAAAUGCCGUACGAGCGGCUUAUCUUGGAAACAGCCUUGCUGGAACUGGCGCCCCUGCAGAGUCUCUUAAAUUGCCAGCUAACGGAUACGCCCAAAGUAGUUCUCUUAAUUCGCCAAGUUCUCCAGCUCACGAACAAGCAAUUCCUCUAAAGGAGGAGACAACUUCUCCUCGACCCGUUCCUGAACAGCCCGAUAUUUCCAAGAGUGCUACAUCGGAAUUGCGCCCCGUAGCUACUCCUGAAGUUGAAUCUACUGCGCCGGCUUCCCUCGAAACGAAAUCCUUAGAAAUAAGCCGGGGAAAGAAGUCGAUGGAUUCCACCGAUGAACCCAAGAAGUUGAAGAAGAAGGCUGCAAACACGACACUAAAGGGUAUGUUUGGUAAGAAGACUGAGAAGCCAGAGCAACCACCGAUGAAACCAACUGGAGCAGAGACGUCUGCCGUUGCUGCUGCUAGGGCUGCACUUGAAAGUCGAACCGCACAGGCAGAUAAAUCUUCGGCCUUCGCGCAGACCAAGGCUCCUGCUGCCCGCCGUCUUUCUGGCCUUGGACGAAAGAAGACCGCAGAGUCAAUUUCCUCACCAACAGUGUCCAAGCCAACCACCCCACCCGCAGGUGGGGAGCGGCCGGGAGCUCAGCCCGUCCCGGUCGCGACGGAUUACGAUGGCCCACCAUGGACUCGCAGAGAUAAUGAAUUCGAUGCGCUUUCUCGGGUGAAUACCAACGAGAAGGCCCAGGCGGAUCGGGAAUUUUCCUCCUUUGAUCACCAGGCUCCCUUCGUUGAUCAGCCCGCAUUUGUGCCACAGGAUUCUCCUAUCAGGGACGAGUUCCCUGAACGUGACGUUCCCACCCAACACCCAGUUGCCAAAGAAGCCGCGUCGCCUGUGAAUGGCCAUGGGCGCCCAGACAAUUCUGUCACAGCGGAGCCCAUACCUCUGCAGGACCGCUGGGCACAAAUCCGGAAAAACGCUGCUGAACGUGCCACCAAGGUCGACGACCAUCCGUCAAGACAUCAUGAACCUGAGAAGACGGAUGAUGGUGAAACAAGUGGGGAGGAGACAAUCGAAUCUCGAGUCGCACGCAUUAAAGCUCGUGUUGCCGAGCUGACAGGCAAUAUGGAAUCAUAG
Molecule: messenger RNA, 3075 nt
Organism: Histoplasma capsulatum G186AR
Lineage: Eukaryota; Fungi; Ascomycota; Eurotiomycetes; Onygenales; Ajellomycetaceae
Exons: 6
Coding region: 1-3075 (1024 amino acids)
Source: RefSeq, a predicted model, not a curated record